UCAUUGUAGUGAAAUAUUUUUCAUCAGUCGAAAAUUCUCCAACAUAUAUUGAUUCAUUUUGAGUGGUUGUGUCACACAACUGAAUCUAUUUUCAACUUAGGCUAAAAAUUUUCUAGUUAGUGGAAUUUUCACUUUGAAACAUCAGAGGACUUUGUGUAAUUAUGAUUGUUAGGACAGAUCUGAAUGUUAUGAGGCUAUACAGGAUAUGGUUAUUAAAGUUAAAUAAGGUGAAUUUAGGUCUACUUGUAUUGACGAUAUUAUUUCUACCUUACUGUUCUGCAAAUAUGGCUCCAUCGAUGGAAAGAUGGUCAGGAAAAGUAGCUGUUGUAACUGGAGCUAGUGCUGGGAUAGGAGCUUCUAUUGCCGAACUCCUAGUUGAGAAUGGAAUCAAGGUUGUUGGGUUUGCAAGAAGAGUUGAGCUAAUCACUGCACAUGCGGAGAAAUUGAAAAACAAGAAAGGUUCACUUCAUGGAAUGAAGGUUGAUUUAACUAAAACCCAGGAAAUUAUAGAUGCCUUCAAGAAGGUUGAAGAGGAGUAUGGACCCGUCAGUAUUUUAGUCAAUAAUGCUGGAGUUUUUGAACAGACAACUUUGUGCGAUGGUGGCGACAUUGAAAAAUGGAAGAAGACCUUUGAAAUCAAUGUUAUUGCUCUCUGUAUAGCCACUAAAGAAGCUGUGGCCAUAAUGAAGAAACACAAGAUAAAUGGCCAUAUAAUACACAUAAACAGCGUUGCCGGACAUAGACCAGUAAACUUUGUAGGGGAAAAUGUAUAUCCUGCUUCUAAAUAUGCUGUAACAUCACUGACAGAGUCUUUGAGAUACGAAUUGUUGAAAACAGGAACUAAGAUCAAAGUAACAAGUAUAAGCCCAGGACUAGUGAGAUCCACAGAAAUAUUCAAAGCUGCUGGUGCUGAAAUUAAAGGUACAGAAGUGGAAGGUAUCGCUCUCAACCCUGAAGAUGUCAGCUACGCUGUAAUUUAUGCUUUGUCAUCUCCACCCCAUGUUCAGGUACAUGAAGUCACGUUGAAGCCAAUAGGAUCCGAUAUAUGAAAUAGUAAUAAUAAUAAUAAUGAAGGCUUUCAUUCUGCGAACAAAAUACAUAUUCUCUUGGAGAAUGGUGCAUGCAGGCCGGAUGCACUGUUCUAUCUAACCCUGGAUUCAUUGAUGAUCUUUUCCCAUUGUGGAACUUCUAUGAUAUAUAAAGAAUAAAAUAUUGUAACAAAGAA
Messenger RNA from Harmonia axyridis, 1225 nucleotides. Its product is annotated as farnesol dehydrogenase-like. The coding region runs from base 162 to 1049 and encodes 295 amino acids. Gene Ontology annotation, molecular function: oxidoreductase activity. The transcript has 6 exons. The record is from RefSeq and is a predicted model, not a curated record. NCBI's taxonomy places the organism in Eukaryota, Metazoa, Arthropoda, Insecta, Coleoptera, Coccinellidae.